This is a messenger RNA of Lachancea thermotolerans CBS 6340, 1482 nucleotides long. RefSeq names its product glycine hydroxymethyltransferase SHM1 (gene SHM1). The coding region runs from base 1 to 1482 and encodes 493 amino acids. Gene Ontology annotation, biological process: folic acid metabolic process; tetrahydrofolate interconversion; L-serine catabolic process. The record is from RefSeq and is a predicted model, not a curated record. Lineage: Eukaryota; Fungi; Ascomycota; Saccharomycetes; Saccharomycetales; Saccharomycetaceae. Gene Ontology annotation, cellular component: cytoplasm. The transcript has a single exon. Gene Ontology annotation, molecular function: pyridoxal phosphate binding; cobalt ion binding; serine binding.
AUGAUCUCUAGAAUUGCAUCGCGCCAACUAAAGCCAGUUUUGGUCUACCGCAGGCUAUAUGCUACUGCAAAGAGCACCGCCAACCAGGUCAUGGUGUCCAAGCAUGUGCAGGAGAUAGACCCAGAGAUGCACGAAAUUCUCACCAAUGAGCGUCAUAGACAAAAGCACUCUGUCACGUUGAUUCCUAGUGAGAAUUUCACAUCUAAAUCUGUGAUGGAUCUUUUGGGCUCAGAAAUGCAAAACAAGUACUCAGAAGGCUACCCAGGAGAGCGUUACUACGGUGGUAACCAAUUUAUUGACCAGGCCGAAUCCUUGUGCCAAAAGCGUGCUCUCGAUCUGUAUGGCUUGGACCCAGAAAAGUGGGGCGUUAACGUGCAGCCUCUGAGCGGUGCUCCCGCCAACUUGUAUGCCUACUCCGCGAUUUUGGAUGUCAACGAGCGUUUGAUGGGCCUUGACCUCCCCCACGGAGGGCAUUUGUCACACGGAUACCAGCUUCCUAGUGGAACUAAGAUUUCCUACAUCUCCAAGUACUUUCAGACGAUGCCUUACCAUGUCAACAUUCAAACUGGCUUGAUUGAUUAUGAAAUGCUUGCCCAAACUUCAAAACUUUUCAGACCCAAAGUCAUCGUUGCGGGCACUUCCGCGUACUCUAGAACCUUGGACUACAAGCGUUUCAAGGAAAUUACAGAUGCCUGCGGAGCUUACUUGAUGAGCGACAUGGCUCACAUCUCAGGUUUGGUUGCUGCUGGCGUCUUACCUUCACCUUUUGAAUACUCCGACAUUGUCACCACUACAACUCACAAAUCGCUAAGAGGACCACGCGGUGCGAUGAUUUUCUACAGAAAGGGAGUUAGAAAAGUCACCAAGAAGGGCAAGGAGAUCAUGUAUGACCUGGACAAAAGAAUCAACUUUUCUGUCUUUCCUGGUCACCAAGGUGGUCCCCACAAUCACACGAUCUCGGCUCUAGCUGUUGCCUUGAAACAAGCUGCCACUCCAGAAUUUAAGGAGUACCAAACUGCUGUUGUUGCCAACGCUAGUGUAUUUGGCGAGGAGUUGGUUAAGCGCGGCUUUCAGCUAGUUUCCGGCGGUACCGACACUCAUUUGGUUUUGAUUGAUUUAUCCAACAUUGGAAUAGAUGGUGCUCGUCUGGAAACAAUUUUGGAAAAAAUCAACAUUGCCGCUAACAAGAACACUAUUCCUGGCGACAAGUCGGCUUUGUUCCCAUCAGGACUGAGAGUUGGUACUCCAGCUAUGACGACCCGUGGUUUUGGCCCAGAGGAUUUUGCCAAGGUUGCCGAAUACAUUGACAAAGCUGCUAAGCUGGCCAUUGGACUCAAAUCCCAAGAGUCUUCUGAGGCUAAAGACGCCAGAUCUAAGCUCGCUAACUUCAAACAACUCUGCGCGGAGAGUGACGAGGUUGCUGCUUUGGCCAACAAAGUCUCCGAAUGGGUCGGCGAGUUUCCUGUUCCAGGUGAACUCUGA